ACUAAUGAUGUCAAAGAUUUCAAAUAUAAUACUCAGUCCAUAUCGGGCGUUUGAACGUGAAACUAUCAUCAGACAAAUAAGCAUUAUAUUGUUUAACUUAAGAAAUGCAGCAGUCUUUUGAUACAUGCAAUUAUUACUUCAAUGAAAUAUCUAAUAAGGUCACAGCUGAAUCUGGAAAAUGGACCGACGGAGAGCAUCUUGGAAAAAUAAUCAUACGAUGUCUCAAAGAAGCACCGAAUUUUAUAGCACAGAUAGAUGGGGGAACAGGUGAGAAGGAAACAAAUAAGUCCGUUUUGGAGAGGACUGUAAUGUGCGCUCAGAGUUUCAUAAAUUUUGGCCUGAAAUACCAAGAUGUUGUAAUGGUCAUUGCACCGAACCAUCUGCACAUCAGUAUUCCACUGUACGCCGCGUUCUGUACUGGUGUAAUUUUCGCUGGAAUAGACUUUAACUUGGGAGAGAAUGAGUUAGCGGACACAUUUAAAUCGGGCCAGCCAAAAAUGAUAUUCUGUCAGAACUCGAAUCUGCAAACAGUCCGUAAAGCACUUGCAAGAAUAAAAAGUAAUGCUGAGAUAGUUACGUUCGAUGAAGGGCAAGACUGUAUAAGUUUUACGAAAUUCAUUUCUAAAUACAGUGGGGAUGCUACUGUUGAAAAUUUCAGGAUUUGCGAUUUUGAACCAGUUGAAACCAUAGCAUUGUUAAUCGCUACAAGCGGUUCCACAGGUUUACCUAAAGUGGCUGUACUAACUCACCAGAACGUUAGCGUUGGCUUCAUACAAAAUUGGAAAGGUUUAUCAAAGGCCCCAAAUCCAUUCGAUAUAGGUUUGGUGAUAUCUCCAAUUCAAUGGAUAUCUUCAACUUUCCAGAUAGUAAUGUCACCAAUUUUGAGAUACACCAGAUUACAAACAUCAAAUAAACUGUCCCCUGAACACGUUUAUGACUUAAUUAAUAAAUAUAAGCCAAAAUAUACCAUCUGUAGUCCCACAUACAUGACAACUUUACUUAGAAACGAUCAUCAGCAUGUAUGUGAUUUUACAUCAUUCAAAUAUAUGCUAAUUGGUGGAAGUGCUGUGUCAAAAGAGCUUUACGCAGACCUAAAGAAAGUAGCUCCAAAUGUAAUGAUACAAGUUGGUUACGGUAUGAGUGAGGCAUCCGGAUUAAUAUUUUCACCACAUUACGUACCUCUGGGUUCAAUUGGAAGACCCAUGGAACAUGUCAAUUGGAAACUCGUGGAUCCUGAUACUGAAGAAAUAAUUCCUGAACCAUAUAAGGCCGGAGAGAUACGAAUAAAAGGGAGAUCUAUAUUUAAGGGUUAUUACAACAAUCCCGAAAUGACCGCACAGGCUUUUGACAAGGAUGGCUGGUUGAAGUCAGGAGAUAUUGUAUAUAGAGAUGAAAACUACAAUUUCUUUUACGUGGAUCGUCAAAAGUUGCUGCUUAAAUAUAGGAAUCAUCAGGUAUCACCGUUAGAAAUAGAAAAUGUUAUAUUAAAACACCCGGGAGUUGUGGAUGUGGCGGUAUCAGGUAUACCAGACCCUGAAUAUGGUGACCUUCCAAUAGCUUUUGUGGUGAAGAAGAAUGAUUACGAUCUCACCGCGCAAUGUGUCGAAGAUUUGGUCAAAGAAACACUAACGGACUCAAAACAAUUGAGGGGAGGCGUUAUUUUUAUGGACGAGCUCCCUGUGACAUCCACAUCAAAGCUAGACCGAACGAAAUUAAAGAAUAUGGCAGUAAGCCUAAGGAAAAAUUAAAUUUAUGUAAAAUAUCUAACAAAAAAAUAUAUUAAUAUAAUAAAAUAA
Molecule: messenger RNA, 1796 nt
Organism: Danaus plexippus (monarch butterfly)
Lineage: Eukaryota; Metazoa; Arthropoda; Insecta; Lepidoptera; Nymphalidae
Product: luciferin 4-monooxygenase-like
Exons: 12
Coding region: 105-1748 (547 amino acids)
Biological process (GO): long-chain fatty acid metabolic process; fatty-acyl-CoA biosynthetic process
Molecular function (GO): long-chain fatty acid-CoA ligase activity
Source: RefSeq, a predicted model, not a curated record